CCCACAGACAUCAUCGCGCAAGGCAAAAAUUUGCCUUUCCUCGUCUUGUCUCUUCUCCUCUUUCUCUCCCCCUUUUGUCUCUGACCCUUCAACAACAAUCCUUCUUUUUUCUAACAAGAACUUGUCGUUGCCGAGAGCACCAGAAGCAAAAUGUCGGGCCAGAAGAUUGCCAUCGUCUCCGUCUACGAUAAGACAGGUCUGCUGGAUUUGGCCAAGGGCCUCAACCAACAGAAUGUCCGCAUCCUCGCCUCUGGCGGCACCGCCAAGAUGAUCCGGGAGUCCGGCUUCCCUGUCGAGGAUGUCUCUGCCAUCACCAAGGCCCCCGAGAUGUUGGCCGGCCGUGUCAAGACUCUUCACCCCGCCGUUCACGCCGGAAUACUAGCAAGAAACCUCGAGUCCGACGAGAAGGACCUGGCCGACCAGAACAUCAACAAGGUCGACUAUGUCAUCUGCAACCUCUACCCCUUCAAGGAUACCGUUGCCAAGGUCAACGUCACGGUCCCCGAGGCUGUCGAGGAGAUCGACAUUGGUGGCGUCACCCUCAUCAGAGCUGCCGCCAAGAACCACAGCCGAGUCACCAUCCUCAGCGAUCCCAACGACUACGCCGAGUUCCUCAAGGAGCUCCAGGCCGGUGAGAUCACCGAGGCCAGCCGCAACCGCUACGCCCUCAAGGCGUUCGAGCACACCGCCGACUACGAUGCCGCUAUUUCAGACUUCUUCCGUAAGCAGUAUGCCGCCGACGGCAAGCAGUAUUCGGCCCUGAGAUACGGCGCCAACCCCCACCAGAAGCCUGCCGCUGCCUUUGUCAGCUCUGGUGAUCUGCCCUACAAGGUCCUUGGUGGCUCCCCAGGUUACAUCAACCUGCUGGACGCCCUCAACAGCUGGCCCCUCGUCAAGGAGCUCAAGCAGGCUCUGGGUAGGCCCGCUGCUGCAAGCUUCAAGCAUGUCUCCCCUGCUGGUGCUGCCAUUGGCACCCCCCUGACCGAGGAGGAGCGUAAGGUCUACUUCGUCAACGACAUUGAGGGCAUUGAGUCCUCCCCUCUCGCCCAGGCGUACGCUCGUGCUCGCGGCGCCGACCGCAUGAGCAGCUUCGGUGACGUGAUUGCCCUGAGUGACAUUGUUGAUGUCCCCACCGCCAGCAUCAUCUCCAAGGAGGUCUCUGACGGUGUUAUCGCCCCCGGCUUCGAGCCCGCUGCCCUUGAGAUCCUCAAGAAGAAGAAGGGUGGCAAGUACCUCGUCCUGCAGAUCGAUCCCGACUACGUCCCCUCCAAGACCGAGACCAGAACCGUCUACGGUGUCACCCUGCAGCAGCACCGCAACGACAUCGAGAUCUCUCCCAGAUCGUUCAACAGAAUCAUCACUCCCAAGGAGUCUGCACCUCUGUCCGAGUCCGCUCUCCGAGACUUAACCGUCGCCACCAUCGCCCUGAAGUACACUCAGAGUAACUCUGUCUGCUACGCCUACAACGGACAGGUCAUCGGUCUUGGCGCGGGUCAGCAGUCCAGAAUUCACUGCACGCGUCUCGCUGGUGACAAGGCGGACAACUGGUGGCUCCGCUUCCACCCGCGCGUCCUGGGCAUCAAGUGGAAGAAGGGCACCAAACGCCCGGACAAGAGCAACGCGAUCGACCUGCUGGUCAGUGGCGAGCUCCCCAAGUCCGGUGCGGAGCGUGACAUGUUCGAGGCCGUCUUUGAGGAGAUCCCCCCCGCCUUCACCGACGCCGAGAGGGAGGAGUGGCUUGCCAAGCUGACCAAUGUCGCAGUGUCGAGUGAUGCCUUUUUCCCCUUCGUGGACAAUGUCUUCCGCGCAUCUCGAUCCGGUGUCAAGUACAUCGCCGCCCCUGGCGGCAGCCAGAACGAUAGCGCCGUCUUCGAGACUGCGGAGAAGCUCGGCAUUACGUUUGUUGAGCAGAACAUCCGCCUCUUCCAUCAUUAAGCGUCUCUUUUGAUUUUGGUGUUUGGGGAUUUCAGCUUGUUUAUGAAAUUUGGCGGGCCUGGGCCUGAGGUGAAAAGUUAGAUUUUCAUGCCAUGUUUUGGCUGCCGCAACACGUGCCACCAAUGAGGCAAGGUUGGGCAGUGACAUACUACUGCAAGCAGACGAGCAAAGGCCGCUCUAAGGGCUACAGCGUUGAAGAACAAUGAUAUUCAACAUAUAUCCGGAGUAUAUAGGAAUGAACUUUGGGUUCUAGGUAGCGGAAUCAGAAUCGUGGCUGCAGAAGCCCAAAAACGUCAAAUGGAGCUGUGGCUUUCAUGGCAUAGCGUCCAGGUGAUGCGUCUCUGUUGUUAGCUACUGUGCUGGCGCUUGAUGCGCGUGAUUUUAGAGUUUUUGUCUACUCUGGAAAGCGAAUGACCAGCUCGCGGAAGCUUAGCUUGUGUUUCUUCUGACAGCUCAUCACGUUGGAAUUGGGCCGACGAGACGUAAUCCCAAGCUCUAUGUGCGACGGAGGACGCAGGUGAAAGCUCUAAAUGAAGGAUGAUACGAGCAUCAACGUACGUUGAUCGCCAUUUCCCCGACUAUGGCCGGCGCCGGUAAAGGUUGACAGAUCAUCCAGGCGACAAGCAGGACAGCUAUUGAGAAAGAAAGUAAGGCUUUCGUGUGCAGCUGAGGCGUCAGGUCCUUGUUGCUUGCAUCCAGAUCGUGUGUAAACCGAGCGAUGGGCGUAUUUAGCUUUCCGAAUCUUAGGCGUGAUGACGGGAGUUGAAGGAAAGAAGCUGGAGGUUGCCUGCCGCCCGGCUGCACGUCUACAC
Messenger RNA from Colletotrichum destructivum, 2747 nucleotides. Its product is annotated as Putative bifunctional purine biosynthesis protein PurH. Gene Ontology annotation, biological process: 'de novo' IMP biosynthetic process. Gene Ontology annotation, cellular component: cytosol. Lineage: Eukaryota; Fungi; Ascomycota; Sordariomycetes; Glomerellales; Glomerellaceae. The coding region runs from base 151 to 1935 and encodes 594 amino acids. The record is from RefSeq and is a predicted model, not a curated record. Gene Ontology annotation, molecular function: IMP cyclohydrolase activity; phosphoribosylaminoimidazolecarboxamide formyltransferase activity. The transcript is spliced from 3 exons.